AUGACUGAUAGGGUCCAUCCUUCUGCAAAAACCACCGCCAUCGGCGGCCCCAAGCCAACAUUCCCAGCCACAAAAUCCCAACUUUCUGGCGCCAACCGCCCCACUUACCGCCCCCAACCACCCCACCGCCGUCACCACAGCCGCGGUUGCGUCUCCACCCUUUGCUGCUACCUCUUCCUGAUCCUCCUCUUCGUCCUCCUCCUCAUCGCUGGCGCCGGCACCGUACUCUACUUCCUCUACCACCCCCAACGCCCUUCAUUCUCCGUCAACUCCCUCAAACUCUCCUACUUCCACCUCACCUCUCCCUCCACCUUCAACGCCAAGUUCGACCUCACUCUCUCAACCACCAACCCCAACGACAAGAUCCUAUUCUCAUACGACCCCACCUCCGUCUCCCUCCUCUACGGCGACGCCACGCUCGCCACUGCCACCAUCCCCUCCUUCCUCCACCGCCAGAGGAACACCACCGUAAUCGAGGCCUACGUCACGAGCACCGAGGAAGAGGUGCAGAGCGACACCGUCAUGGAGCUGAAGAGGAGCACGAAGAGCAAGAGCGAGGUGGCGCUCAAGGUGAAGUUGGAGACCAAGGUAGACGCCCAGAUGGGUGUGUUCCAAACGCCACACGUCGGAAUCACCGUUUUGUGCGACGGAGUCGCCGUGUCUCUCCCCGACGGCGAGAAACCGGCGUCAGCGUCUGUUGAGAAUACGGCGUGCAGAGUGGAUGUAAGGUUCAAGGUCUGGAAAUGGACUGUAGGAUGA
Molecule: messenger RNA, 759 nt
Organism: Sphenostylis stenocarpa
Lineage: Eukaryota; Viridiplantae; Streptophyta; Magnoliopsida; Fabales; Fabaceae
Source: the annotation of a GenBank genome assembly